Rotaria socialis is the source of this 1152-nucleotide messenger RNA. Lineage: Eukaryota; Metazoa; Rotifera; Eurotatoria; Philodinida; Philodinidae. The record is from the annotation of a GenBank genome assembly.
AUGGCAAAGGCUAUUGCUCUUGAUGAAUCGGAUCCGGAUAUUCAAUUGUCAAGAAAAUUUAAUGCAGCAUGGCUUGCCGACCUCGAUCUCAUUCGACAAAUUACCUUACAGGAAAGUCAAGAAGAAGAAGAUCGAAUUUUUGCGGCAAGACUGGCUGGUGUCUCAGUGGAUACGAUUCCUGAUGAUGUUCGUGGUAUGGCAAUGUUACUUUAUGAUUCUAACAACGAGAGCGACAACGAUGAGGUUCAAUCAACACCAAUAAGCAACAGCCCCGUCGUAUCACAUAAAGUAGCUCCUGUCAAGCAACAUAGGAGAAAAAAAUGCACUUUGUGUAUGGAAUAUACUAUUAAAACGGAUCCGUGUCUUCCAUGCAAGCAUAUCUAUUGUAUUGACUGCCUUCAAGAAUUGUUUACGAAAUCGAUGCAAGAUGAAACGUUGAUGCCACCGAGGUGCUGCCAACAAAUCAUUCCGGUCAAUUUAGCUCGAUUGACAUUAAACGAAAUAGAAAAUUUCAAUGCCAAACAACUUGAAUAUUCAACAAAAGAUCGUCUCUAUUGUUCUCGACCUACUUGUUCGGCUUUUAUUCCUCCGGCGCAUAUCACGAAUAGCAUUGGCACAUGUCCAAAACCUGGUUGUGGAAUAACAACAUGCUCUAUUUGCAAAGCGGCUAGUCAUGGUACACUUGAUUGUCCCAAGGACGAGGAAACAUCGGGGGUUCUGGCUAUAGCUGAUCAAGCCGGUUGGUCUCGUUGUUAUCAAUGUCGAGCAUUGGUAGAGCUGACACAGGGCUGUUUCCACAUGACUUGUCGAUGUCAUGCACAAUUUUGUUAUUUGUGUAAAAAACCGUGGAAAAAUUGCCCAUGUCCUCAAUGGGACGAAAGGCGUCUUGUUACGGAAGCUCGUAUUCGUAGUGCAAGAAUACCGGCUCAUCAAAUGCGUCAAACCAACAAUAGAGGACAAGCAGAUGAACAUGUACAACGUAUGGUUGACCGCCUACGUGCUAAUUACGAGUGUCGACACACAAAUCAAUGGGAAUAUAGAGCAGGUGGAGGUCGAUGCGACGAAUGCUCUGACUACUUGCGACAAUAUCUAUUCCGUUGUAGUCAAUGCCAUUUAAUGGCUUGCAAUCGUUGUCGCCGUAAUCGACUAUAA